This is a messenger RNA of Cladophialophora yegresii CBS 114405, 978 nucleotides long. RefSeq lists its product as uncharacterized. The coding region runs from base 1 to 978 and encodes 325 amino acids. The transcript is spliced from 2 exons. Lineage: Eukaryota; Fungi; Ascomycota; Eurotiomycetes; Chaetothyriales; Herpotrichiellaceae. Gene Ontology annotation, biological process: nucleocytoplasmic transport. Gene Ontology annotation, molecular function: structural constituent of nuclear pore. Gene Ontology annotation, cellular component: nuclear pore. The record is from RefSeq and is a predicted model, not a curated record.
AUGUCACUCUUCGGUGGUAACACAUCUAGGCCUACUCUAGGACUGAAUCUGGGCACCAGUCAGCCGGCGCCCGGCUCUACAGCAUUCAAUGCUAGCCAGACUACACAACAGCAACAACAAUCGGUAGGGGCCAACACCUCUACGAUAGGGUCUCAAGCACAGAUUGACAUCGCCCAUUUGCGCUCGACGACGAAAUUCGACCAUCUCACCCCAGACCUACAGCGAGAAAUCGAAGCUGUUGACACCCUCAUCCUCAAUCAGAUAAAACUCGCGUCAGAAGUGGCAGAUCUUCUUCCCACCGUCAUCGCCGCUGGAGAGACAUUACCCAGUGGGGUAGAUUUUGUGACCCAGAAGUUGGACGAGCUGGAAGCUGGACUAGGGAACGACGCAGAGGCGAUCGUCGCAGUACGGGAUGGCGAUGUCAAGAAAAACGAGCUGGAAGCGAAGUGUGUAUUUCGCGCUAUUGACCGGCUGAAGAUGCCACGUCAGUAUCAACAAGUCGUACACACUCCCAACGACAACUUGAAUGGCAGCAGCGUCUAUGGAGGAACAGGUCUCAGUGGAUGGUGGAAUAACCCGCAGACAUUAAGAGGAAGUGUCCGAGGAGUCCAUGCGCAAGGCGACAAGAUCCAACUGCCUGGCGAGGAGGCGGAGGAUGUUCAAGGUCCUAAGAGUCUGGUUGAGCUCUUCAACAAUCGGGCCAAUGAAAUGCAAGACGCUAUCAAGGGCAACCGACAGCUGCUGGGCCAGAUUGAGGAUUUCGUGCAAGGCUUAGAAGGGAAGGUGGUUGGUAAAGAGAGGGAAUUGAACGAUCGACUCACCUACGGCGACCGGAAUGGCGCUGCUUUCAGUGAACGAGAUCAUCAACUUCAGCUUCUGCGGUAUGUGUUUGGGGAAGUUCAGCGGAGUCUCUACGAUGUCGCCGAUAAAGUGGGAGCCACAAGAGAUGAGGUUGCACAAUUGACCAUUGGGAGAUGA